AUGUUAUCCAAAUCGCAACUCCCUCUUUUCCUCCCUCUCCUCUCCACCUUCUCGAGCACCUGCGCCGACAUCAUUCCAGCACACUCCAUCGGCAACGCGACAUGGCCAUAUCAAACAUACAGGACCACAAAUUUCACUCCCCCGUACCUCUCCAUUUCUCGAUCACCUGAAGCCCCUCCGGUCGACGAAUGCGAUGAAUCUUCCGAAGCCUACCUCUUCUUCGCUCCUCUGGGCACUGCCUUUGAAAAGUCUCCUCUCAUCAUGUCCGAUCGCACGGGCGACCUCGUCUGGAACGGUCCAAAUGCCAGCACAUUUGGAUUUGGCGUGCAGGAGUAUCAAGGAGAGAAAGUGCUCGUAGGCUGGACUGGCAGUUCAUUCCCGGAACCCAUCGGUCGAGGCAACGGUGCCGUGGCAAUCUGGAACAAGAACUACGAACUCAUCGCCAACGUGACCCUCCCUGGAGAUUUCCUCGAACUGGCAGAGAACGCGACGUACCCAUCCAACAUCGAUCUGCACGAGAUUUUCAUCACCGAAAAGGGCAGCAUGAUCGUCACGGCGAACAACGUGACGGCAGCCGACCUUUCCGAAAUAGGUGGUUCUAGCGCGCAUUGGAUCGUCGAGGCCCAAGUCUACGAAAUCGACAUCGCGACCAAUGAUGUCCUCUUCGAAUGGAAGUCUCUUGACCACCUCGAAAAAUUACCAUUCGCCGCGUCCGUCUACCCUCUCGGCAGCGACGGCUUCGACGGCUCAAAUCAGACCCUAGCCUGGGGCUACUUCCACAUCAACGCCGCAUCACCCUACCUCGACGGCGGCUACCUCCUCUCCUCCCGCUACCUCGCCUCGGCCAUCGCCCUCGACUCCGAAGGCAAAGUCCUCUGGCGUCUAAGCGGCAUCAACGGUAGCGACUUCACCCUCGGCGAAGGUGCCGACUUCCGCUACCAGCACGACAUUCGUCUCGUGGAGACAUCGGAAGACAAUUCAAUCCUCACUCUCCGCCUCUUUGACAACCACAACUCCCCCAUUGAGAACAACACCACCCCGUCAUCGGGCAAGCUGCUUUCCGUCGACCUCAAAAGCAACCACGUCACCCUCCUCCAACGCUUCCUCAACGAAUCCGGUCCCGUCUACCCCACUGCGCAAGGUGCCUUUAACCCCAUGGAGAACGGAAAUUACUUCAAAGGAAACGGCUUCAUCCCUGUGUUGGAAGAGUUCUCCCCCACCGGAGAAAUUCUCUCGACGAUCCAAUUCGGCGUGGCCAAUACCAUCCCUUCAGGAGGCUACGUCAGCGGCGCGAGAGGAACGCUCUCCUACCGUGGUUUCAAGCAGACGUGGGUUGGGUGUCCAACAACCAAGCCGAGCGUCGUGGCGGAGAAGUGGGAUGAAGGUGAGGGUGUGAGGGUGUGGGUAAGCUGGAAUGGGGCGACCGAGGUGGUUGGGUGGAGGAUCUGGGGUGGGAAGGAUGAGGGGAGUGUGGCGGUGAUUGAGGAGGUGGAGAAGGUGGGUUUCGAGACAAAGGUGGAGGUGGAGAGUGUGGAUGUGGGAUAUGUGAAGAUUGAGGCUGUCUGGCGGGAGGGAGCGGAACAGAGUUGUGCUGGUGGCGGAGAUGGGGUGUCAGACUUGGUCGUCGUGCAGAAUGGCAGUUGA
This is a messenger RNA of Zymoseptoria tritici IPO323, 1644 nucleotides long. RefSeq lists its product as uncharacterized. The record is from RefSeq and is a predicted model, not a curated record. Lineage: Eukaryota; Fungi; Ascomycota; Dothideomycetes; Mycosphaerellales; Mycosphaerellaceae. The coding region runs from base 1 to 1644 and encodes 547 amino acids. The transcript has a single exon.